GCGACACACAGCCGUACUGCUUCAUCAAAUGAGGAUACCACGUCGUUUAUGUUGCACAUCACGGUUACUAUGACAGUUUAUCUUUUUUUAUCAUAUACCCAGUGCCAUUGUUUCAUCCGUCCAGUGUUUACAGUGUUUGUAGCUCCGUGUCUCCUCUUGGUUUGAUCGGUAACGAGCCGUUAGUGUCGUCUAACUCUGCAAGCAGGAUCUGUUUUUUUCAUCACAGAUGCUCGGAUUCACAGGAUUCGUUUGUUUUAUUGGGUUUCCCUCCCGUCUAGUGGACAGGCAUGAUGGACUCUUCUAAAGCCGCUGUCCAGGUUUUAGCCAGCAGCAACAUCUCAUGCACAGUGCUGCAUCAACAAGCAUCUCUGCCGCCGCCCGACCACCGGGUCCCCCUGCCGGCGCCCCGGUGUCCGCCCGUCCUUCGACGUCUCUUGUGACAUGACUUGGGGCAGAAAAAGGACGUUCAAAGGUUACGGCAGGAGCGGAGACGGGUCAGAUCCUCGCGCAGAGGGGUGAGACUGGCAGUCUGGACUGUUUGAACGGUGAUUCAAAUAUACUUGGGUCCAACAUUUAGCAUUAAUUCGCGCAGGGCAGUCGGUUUCCCCUCUGGCUCGCAGACUCCAGAGAGGUCAGAGCAAGGGGUCAGCUACAGGGAAGUGGCCCUGGAGCCGGCUGAUGUAGAGGGACUGAAUUCGGAGCCUGGCCUCACUGGACACCUUCCGCUGAACCCUCUUCAAGCAGUACUGUAAUUCUGAUCUGGACCUUCAGUGUGGUGGUUCCCACCUCUGCCUCACAGAACCAUCUGAUGCACGGCAUAAUAGUGUUGAUACUGGUCGAAUCCCAGUCAGCUGUGAGAUUCCCAAGGCCCGCCAGGUUCACUUGGCUGCUCCUGACCAUCACCCUCUCCUGCACAGCCAUGGGCUGCAUCCAGAGUAUAGCCUGUAACAAGUCGCGCAUUAAACGGGAAAACAUCGUAGUGUACGACCUGUCUGCCACCAUAGACCAGUGCCCGACUGUCAUUGAGGAGAAUUCGCCCAUUGUCCUUCGAUACAAGACGCCCUAUUUCAAAGCCUCUGCGAGAAUUGUUAUGCCCCCCAUUCCGCGGAACGAGACAUGGGUGGUGGGAUGGAUCCAGGCGUGCACCCAGAUGGAAUUUUACAACACUUAUGGAGAUAUUGGAAUGUCAAGCUGGGAGCUGCCUCAGCUGCGGGAAGGUCUGGUGAGGGCCAUCAGUGACUCAGACGGCAUCAGCUACCCCUGGUAUGGAAACACAACAGAAACUGUUACCAUAGUUGGCCCCACUUCCAAGCCGUCCCGCUUCAUUGUCAGCAUGAAUGACAACUUUUACCCCAGUGUCACCUGGGCUGUGCCAGUCAGUGAAUCCAACACACCCUUACUGACUAACAUCAAACGGGACCAGAGCUUCACUACCUGGCUGGUGGCACUCAACACCACAUCUAGAGAAAAGAUCCUGCUCCACACCAUCAAGUGGAGAAUGAGGGUUGAUAUCAUAGUGGAUCCAUCCCUGCCUUUAGGUUCCAGAGCCAGGCUUGUCGGGCGACUGCACCAGGAUCAGCCACGGGUGCUUACUCGCAUGGAGCCCAUCCCUCACAAUGCCAUGGGGAAGCCAAAUGCCAAUGAUGCCCAGGUUUUGAUGUGGAGGCCGAGGAGAGGCCCUCCGCUUGUUGUCAUACCACCCAAAUAGAACAAUGAGAACAUCUGAUUGGACUUUUUUUUAGAUCACAUCACAGUAAGCCACAUUUAUAGUUAAACAGCUAACUAAAUAAGAUGUUGAGAGACUAAAGCAGACAGAUGGAGGUUGAAAAGCAGGCUGAGACUCAUAUUAACCGUUGAUGGUACAAAUCACAGUUACAAUCCUAAGGGGACAAUUGCCUUAAUUCCCCACCGCUGCCUUUGACGAUCCAGAAAGUGUUGGUCUCUGUUUUUGGUGCUGUUGAGUUGCUGAGUGUGUUGGAAUUUACUCCAACCCAGCACAUGCGAGCAAAGCUAUAAAACUUUCAGAAAG
Messenger RNA from Melanotaenia boesemani (Boeseman's rainbowfish), 2029 nucleotides. RefSeq names its product family with sequence similarity 78 member Bb (gene fam78bb). Lineage: Eukaryota; Metazoa; Chordata; Actinopteri; Atheriniformes; Melanotaeniidae. The record is from RefSeq and is a predicted model, not a curated record. The transcript has 2 exons. Bases 809 to 1708 code for a protein of 299 amino acids.